Molecule: messenger RNA, 1437 nt
Organism: Pelagomonas calceolata
Lineage: Eukaryota; Pelagophyceae; Pelagomonadales; Pelagomonadaceae
Source: the annotation of a GenBank genome assembly
GAGACGCCUCUCUUUUCGCGAUGUAUGUCUCCCUAUCGUUCCGCCGACGCUGCUCGCCCGUUUACAGGUCCGAAUCCCGAGCUUGAAAACCCGUGAUUUAGUAAAAGAGCCAAAACACGCGCACGAGGGCAAAGACCUCUGCCUCAGCUGGCCACGCGGCUCAGAAAGCAUCACCAGCAAUAGCGCAACAGCUCCAGCCCAAACUCUAGCCCAGAAGCCCGCCCGCGCCGCGCCACGCCAUGGCUCUCCCAAUCCAAGCAAGGCGGCGGCGCCCCCCCAGCCGCCUCGCGUUGUUAUUCGCUGUAUGUAAAUGCUCCGAUGCCCUCACGCUGUCGAGGCGACCACUUCGCCAAACACGACGGACGCAACUGAGGAUGAUGGACGAGGUCGAGUGCGACGUGGCUAUUGUCGGCGGCGGCCCCGCGGGCUGCUGCUGCGCGCUGUAUACAGCUAGAGCGGACCACCGGACGGUGAUUCUGGACAAGAACCCGAGCGUGGGUGCCCUGGCCAUCACGUCGCACAUCGCGAAUUACCCCGGCGUCGACAAGACGAUGGGUGGGGAUGAACUGUUAGACAAGAUGCGCGAGCAGGCCGUGAGCUAUGGUACGGACUACCGGAGGGCUCAAGUGUUUAUGGUCGACGUCGAAGGGGAACAAAAAGUGGUAUACACGCCUGAUGUGACCGUGAAAGCCAAAACGUUGGUUCUGGCGACCGGGGCUCUGGGCCACGAGCCGUCCUUCGCCGGCGAGGCGGAAUUUCUGGGGCGGGGCGUCAGCUACUGCGCGACCUGCGACGCCGCCUUCUACAGAGAUGCCGAAGUGUGUGUGGUCGGUUCAGGAAAUGAGGCGAUCGAGGAGGCCGAGUACUUGACAAAAUUCGCGUCGACGGUGCACUGGGUGACGCAGUUCGACCCGCGCUGGGACGAGGUGCCGCAUGCUGUCGAGUUAAGAGAUCAUCCGAACGUCAAGCACUGGUCCGCGACUAGAUUAAUGGAGGUCGUGGGAGAUGAUGCGGGCGUCAACGGUGUCGUGCUCAAGCGGAAAGGUGGCGAAGAGCAAGAAUCAUUAGCUGUGGAGGGCUGCUUCAUCUACGUCGCCGGCUCGAAACCGAUCACGGACUUUUUGUCGGAGAACGCGGUGGAGCUGCAGGACGACGGCGGCGUGGCCGUGAACGACGAGAUGGAAACCAGUGUUCCUGGCGUGUUCGCCAUCGGCGACAUUAGAAAUACGCCCUUUAAACAAGUGGUGGUCGCGGCGGCGGACGGGUGCAUCGCCGCGAUGAGCAUAGACAGGUUCCUCAAGGGGCGAAAGAAGGUCCGCGUGGACUGGGUCCACGAUCUCUAGGUUUAAGAAUUCGCUUCGGUCUUUGCUUUCUUUUGCUUUGCUUAGACCUAGGCCUGCGCAAGUCCUGAGCCAACGCCUCCCCGCAUGACCGCAC